CGGGAGGCGGUGGCGCCCUGGCUGUGCGGCCGGGGCUGGCGGGGGGCAGCGGCGGGGCGCGGGGCGGCGCCGUGCCCGGGUGACGCCGCGCUCCUCUCCCUCUCCGCAGGCGGCGGGGCCAUGCGGCGGCGGGCGGCGGGCCGGGCCGCGGGGCUGGCGGGCUGACGGGCCGGCCGGGCGCUCCGGAGCGGCGGCGGCGGCGGGCGCCCUGCGCCGGUGGGAAACGCCAUGGACGCCUCGGGCCUCGCCCCCCUGGGCAACGUCUCCGGCCUCCUGAACUAUUCGGGGAAGAAUUCGCAGGUCUUGCAGUUUGAGGAUGAGGACUGCCACGUGCCUUUGGCCAUGGUCUUCACUUUGGCCUUGGCUUAUGGGACCGUGAUAAUUCUGGGCGUCUCUGGGAAUCUGGCCUUGAUUGUCAUCAUUUUAAAACAAAAGGAGAUGCGCAAUGUUACCAACAUCCUCAUUGUCAACCUGUCCUUUUCUGAUCUCCUGGUGACCAUCAUGUGUCUUCCCUUUACCUUCGUGUACACGCUAAUGGACCACUGGAUAUUUGGGGAGGCCAUGUGCAAACUGAACCCUUUCGUGCAAUGUGCCUCGAUCACCGUCUCGGUCUUUUCCUUAGUCCUCAUUGCUAUUGAACGCCAUCAGCUGAUCAUCAACCCCCGUGGCUGGAGGCCAAACAACAGGCAUGCCUACAUGGGGAUUGCUGCCAUAUGGAUUUUAGCCACAGCUUCCUCUCUGCCUUUCCUGAUCUACCACGUGUUAACAGAUGAACCCUUCAGAAACAUAACAUUUGAUGAGUAUAAGGACAAAUACGUGUGUCUGGACCUGUUCCCCUUGGACACUGCCAGGCUUUCUUAUACCACAACACUUUUGGUGAUUCAGUAUGUUGGACCGCUUUGUUUUAUAUUUAUUUGCUACUUCAAGAUAUACAUACGAUUAAAAAAAAGGAACAACAUGAUGGACAAGAUGAGGGACAAUAAAUACAGAUCCUCUGAAACCAAAAGGAUCAACAUCAUGCUGAUCUCAAUAGUGGUCGCAUUUGCAGUUUGCUGGCUGCCUCUCACCAUCUUCAACAUCGUGUUUGAUUGGAAUCAUGAAAUCCUGCCUGUCACUACCUGCAGCCACAACCUGUUGUUCCUGAUUUGCCACCUCACUGCCAUGAUCUCUACCUGUGUGAACCCCAUCUUCUAUGGGUUUCUCAAUAAGAACUUCCAAAGGGACCUGCAGUUUUUAUUUCAUUUUUGUAAUUUCCGCACCCGUGAGGAGGAUUAUGAGACUAUAGCCAUGUCCACCAUGCACACAGAUGUUUCAAAAACCUCUUUAAAGCAGGCAAGCCCAGUUGCAUUUACAAAAAUAAAUAGUGAUGAUGAUGAUAAAAUAUAAAGAAGUAAUAAAAAUUCUACACCAAACUGCUGCAAGCGUGAUUGCAGGUGCAGCAUGUCUAGGGACAAGCACAAUUACGUAACAAGUCAAAAUGGGUAAUGUUUUUCUUCUUUUUCCAAGGAACUUUUAUUGUUGUCACCUUGAAAUUGUUUGCUGUGCAGCUUUGCCCCUUUUACUGCUUUAAUGUUCGCAGCAGUUAUAUCUGAAUCUUAUUAUGAGACAUACUUGGACCUGCUACUACCUAUGGUUUUCAUCAGCUGUCUUUUGUUCUGUUUUCUUUGUAUAGUUAUACGCUUUAGCACAAAAAUAUAUUUAUUGAUCUUUUUCAAAGAAGUAGUUUUUAAGAGCAUCUAUCUAAGACCAUUAGAAACAAUAUGAGCCACAGGAAGGCUGUCGCUACAGAGGACACCCAUUCCAGCAUACAAUUAGGACAUUCUGAUUGGAACACUUCUUCUUACUCUUCUUUUUUUUUAAUCUGGCCUUUCAUCAAUGUUAAAACCCUGUAAAAUCAGUGUAGGCAUGCAGAAAAUGGUUCUGUGAAACCUGUAGAAUAUGUUAGACAGGGACAUGCAGUUGUCUCAUUCAUAGAGGCAAUUCAGGCUGUAAUCACUUAGGUUCAAAGACAGGAUUAAGAGAGAAAUUCUGUUUGCAUUUACGAGAAUAAAAGCCUACAGUAAUUCCACAGAGCACAAUAGGAUAACUCUGAUGUUUCACCACAGCGAAUGAAAGCACAAAUAGUCCUUCAGCCCCAGCUGAUUAUAGCUGAUUUUAAUAAUACAGGCUUUAUAAUUUAAAAAACCCAAACCCCAUUUUCAGCUGCCAUCACUGACAUCACAGAGUUAGUGUUGCUGGGAUGAAAUGUACUGUCUAUCUCAAGCCUAUGAACCAUGUAAAUUAUCCUUGAGACCUACGUCCAGAGUCUAAAGGGGGAUGUGAGUGUUCACUGUCUGGAAAAGAUGUAAUUCCAUCCUUGCAGGUGACAGUGAAAAUCAAGUCUGGUAUUAAAUAAGCGUUACCUACCUAAGUCUUUUAAUUCUUUUCAUAAUAAUGCUGAUCUAUAUAAAUUAUGUAUAGCCUCAUAAUAUUCUGUGUUCAGAUGCAACGGUAUAAAUCUGGAUUAUCUCCAAGACAGUGGAUGGUUUAAUCAAGAUUUGCAAAAUUUAGAAGUAGGAUAUGGAUAUAGUUUGGGUGUAAUUGGUAUGUUUAGCUUCCAAACGCAGUUUCCACAGUUGGUUGAAGUGCAGAAAUAUUUGCCAAAUAUACACAAUAGAGGUCUGUGUGUUAUUGCUUAAAAUAUAUAUCCUCUAAUUACACAAAACAUACAUGACUAGAUCCCCAGCUGAGGGGAAUCUGCUGUAAAUGAAACAACAAUAUUAGCCAGCUGAGGUUCUGUGUCAUAUAGUGUACUUUGAUGUAUAAUCAAUGUCUUUUUGAAUAAUAAGCUUUUUAAAAGCCAAUAUAGACCCAAUAUUUUUUUCAGCAAGGUCACUUUAAACCAUUCUGGCAGAGAAAUAAGUCUUGAAAAUGGAUAUAAAUGUAAAUGUAGCAUAAAUGUAAAUUUGACCUGAUACCUUCCUGACUAAAAAGAUCUCAGGAUGUGAUAGUAAAAUUAAUAUGUUCUAAACUGACAUGGAUAAAUGCCUAAGAAAUGAAAGUUAUUUGGUUUGCCAGUAUUUAGAAGUCAAAAAAUGUGCCUUGUGCUAUCUUAUAAAUAGUGUAGAAUAUUAAAACAGCAAUGUGUUCUUGUGCAUUAUAAUUCAAUGUAUUUCUCUACUGGCAGAUAAUCUAAUUAAAAAGGAGGUU
Molecule: messenger RNA, 3189 nt
Organism: Falco peregrinus (peregrine falcon)
Lineage: Eukaryota; Metazoa; Chordata; Aves; Falconiformes; Falconidae
Gene: NPY1R
Product: neuropeptide Y receptor Y1
Exons: 2
Coding region: 229-1386 (385 amino acids)
Biological process (GO): G protein-coupled receptor signaling pathway
Cellular component (GO): plasma membrane; neuron projection
Molecular function (GO): neuropeptide binding; neuropeptide Y receptor activity
Source: RefSeq, a predicted model, not a curated record